AUGCUGCUAGAGGAAGAUGGCUCCGGACUGGACGAGCUUGAGUCUGCGGUUGAGCUGCUGCUUGCGGAAUUGGUCUCGGAAUCGGUCGUUUGCGAACUUGAGCUUGAUAUAUCAUCAGUGGUUGACGAGCUGGUAUCAGAGUAUGUUUGGGAUGCUGCGGCAAUUGAUGAUGACUCUGAAGGCGUAGCCGUCUCGGAAAGAGAGGACUGA
Molecule: messenger RNA, 210 nt
Organism: Ogataea philodendri
Lineage: Eukaryota; Fungi; Ascomycota; Pichiomycetes; Pichiales; Pichiaceae
Exons: 1
Coding region: 1-210 (69 amino acids)
Source: RefSeq, a predicted model, not a curated record